Molecule: messenger RNA, 2019 nt
Organism: Cynoglossus semilaevis (tongue sole)
Lineage: Eukaryota; Metazoa; Chordata; Actinopteri; Pleuronectiformes; Cynoglossidae
Product: TBC1 domain family member 10A-like
Exons: 10
Coding region: 412-1824 (470 amino acids)
Biological process (GO): regulation of GTPase activity
Molecular function (GO): GTPase activator activity; small GTPase binding
Source: RefSeq, a predicted model, not a curated record
UCCACCUUGUGUUAAACUCGGACAUACAGAACAUUCCUACAACACAUUCCCUGUGUCAGCUGACGCUUGUGUGAUGCUAACACGUUAGCUCCGGAGUAAAUGAGCUAAAUAGUGACAAAGUAACUCGUAGAGCAGUCGGCUGGCGACGUAACAGUGUGCCGCCUCUACGGAAACCGUUUAAAAGUGACGUUAACAACUAAUAAAGCGCGGUUUUUAUAGUAGCUUGCUCGUAGGUAGCGGGUGUUAGCAGGCUAACGGUUGAACAGGAAGUAGCUCGUCUGAUGUAGCAGCCGUGGCUAACUUAAGCUCCGCUCAGAGCGUCUUCAUGGAGGGAUUUAAAAGAAGUGUCAGCGCAGUUGUACGGUCGGACCAGAGGUUGUGAAGACCCUCUGUCGGGUAAAUGUUGAUUAAAUGGCAAAAAACAAGCAUAGAAAUGGCUUGGACUUUCGGGGAAGCAGAGACAAGCUGACAGAUAAGGGGAAGGGCGGCUGGUACGGAUCCGGGGCAGAGGUAAACGGUAACGCCAUCCCGCCGGAGGAGCGGGUGGACAAGUACGGGUUCACCGGUGGAGCUCAGCAGUCUCCCACUGACCCCACGGAGGAAACUCCGAUUGAUGUUCUGAGACUACGAGAGGCCAAAUGGCUGGAGAUGCUCAACAACUGGGACAAAUGGAUGGCCAAGAAACACAAGAAGGUGAAAGAGCGCUGUCAGAAGGGGAUUCCACCGUCGCUGCGUGGUCGAGCGUGGCUCUACCUGACUGGAGCCAAGGUGAAACGAGAGCAGAACAGAGGCAGAUUUCAGGAGCUGGACGACCAGCCAGGAAGUCCAAAAUGGGUGGAUAUCAUCGAGCGAGAUCUUCAUCGUCAGUUUCCCUUCCACGAGAUGUUUUCAGCGAGGGGAGGUCACGGGCAGCAGGACCUGCUCCGUGUCCUGAAGGCCUACACUCUUCAUCGUCCAGAAGAAGGUUACUGUCAGGCUCAGGCCCCCAUCGCUGCUGUUCUCCUGAUGCACAUGCCGGCUGAGGACGCUUUCUGGGUUCUUGUCCAAAUAUGUGAAAAAUACCUUCCAGGAUACUACAGUACUGGGCUGGAGGCGAUCCAGCUGGACGGGGAGAUCCUGCACGCUCUGCUGAAGAAGGUUUCUCCCGUGGCUCACAGUCACAUGAAGAAGCACAAGCUGGAGCCCAUCCUGUACAUGACGGAGUGGUUCAUGUGCGCCUUCUCCCGCACUCUGCCCUGGGCUUCGGUGCUGCGAGUCUGGGACAUGUUCCUCUGCGAGGGAGUGAAGAUUGUGUUCAGGGUGGGCCUGGUUCUGCUGAAAAGCAUGCUGGGAUCCCAGGAGAAACUGAAGUCCUGCCAGGGUCUGUAUGAAACCAUGGAGCUGCUGCGAGCCAUAAAGCCUCAGUACAUGCAGGAGAAGUUCCUGAUCCGAGAGAUCAUCGACCUUUCAGUGUCUGAGAAGGACAUCGAAAAGGAACACCACGCUCAGCUGCGCCGCUGGAAGGAGACCAAAGGAGACCUCCACUGCGUAUCCCCUCCCAGGAUGCACGGCGCCAAGGCCAUCAUCGCCGCGGAGCCGCCCAACCGUCAGCACCUGAGACAGCUGCCCACCAUCAUCGUGGAGUCUCCGCUGGCGUCCAAGACCGCGGACGACGCAAAGGGAAGUAGAAAUGUCAGACAGGAAGAGCAGACGGAGACAAAGGCCCCGGCGGUGGAGACGGUGGACGGCCCCUCCCCCGGUGACCCUUCACCUCUGCUCAAACACAGCACCUUAGAAGUGUCCAGGGAGAGCGUGAGCAGCACCGAGCACGACACCUACCUGUAGCACCCCCACCUGUUUACACUAGGAAUGAUUCCAGACGUAGCUUUGACGGUCACUUCUGUUCGCAGAGGGCUUCACAGUCUAGUCCAGGGGUGUCAAACAUACGGCCCGCGGUCCAAAACUGGCCCGCUAGAGUGUUCCAUCAGGGCCACUUGAUGGUUUUUUUAUAGCGGGGGAAAAAAAUGCACCAAAGCUUCA